UUCGUCCUAUUUUCUGGAUUCAACUGGAUAGGGUAAUUAAGUGUCAAAGCUGUGAAGAAAUGAAUUGUUUGUUAGUAGAAAGUAGUGAUCACUUCGGCGAAAUGCCGAACGUGUGCCGUGCGUGCAAAAAUACAGCUGUAAAAACAUCUCUUUGGAGCUACAAGGAUCAGUUUGAAGCGUGUACUGGACUGGAGAUCUCACCGACGGACGGGUUGCCAUCUAUGAUAUGCGAUAGCUGUGUGGCGGUGUUGAAAAUCGUGUAUGAUUUUAGGACCAUGUGCCUAACGACCGAUGCCAGCUGGCGGCAAGAGACAGAAACGGGCACUGCGGAAACUUCCGAAUGUAGUAGCGAAGCGGAUCUUGUAACAGACCUCCUGAUCAGCGAAGAUGUGGGUUGUAGUUUCAUCGAAUGCGAGACCCUCGAACAGGAGGAAGAAGUGGUUGAGGUAAAUCCACUUUCACCAGUCAGUCGGGUUAGUUUUGAACAAGAUGCAGAUGUAACCGUGUUAUCGGACGGUGAGGAGACGAUAUAUGAAACGCUAGUGUCGUGCGAUGACGUGGCAAACCACGAACAGCAUGAUCAAAAUGUGGCCCAGCACGACACAAACGAAGAGUCUAGCGACAGGUGUAGUCCCCUGCUGGUGGUGGUACCUUUAAAAGUGUCGCCAACAAAAACAGCCUCGGAAAGUGAACCCAAACAACGCUUUCCUUGUCUGGACUGUGGAAAAUCGUUUUGCAAUAAACCCAAUCUGUAUCGCCACUUAAUUUCACACAACGGCCAGAAACCGUUCCGUUGUGACAUUUGCGGAAGCGGCUUCACACAGAGCGGAUCACUCAAGCAGCACAAGUUGAUCCACGAGGGCAUCAAAAACUACACGUGCUCGGUUUGCAACGACAGCUUUACGCAGGGAAAAUCUCUCAAGCUGCACAUGCACCGGCACACCGGAGCAAAGCCUUACCCUUGUCAGCACUGUCCCGCACGGUUUCGCCAGAAGGGUUGUCUGAUGCGCCAUCUGCAGGUGCACGUAUGACACGUUUUCCUGCGCACAAAGUCCAAAGUAGCAAAAGUUUCGUUUAGUGGCGUCACGAAAUCCAUGACUGAGAAAAGUUAUACCAUUAAGUUUCAUGUUUACGGAAAAAUGGGUACAUGUGCCCAAAAAAUGAAAAUUCUUUAGCUUCAUUACUAACGUUAAGAAGAUCAGCGAGCUAUAAUGAUUAAGAUGGUUUAAUGAAAGUAAAUCAUCACUCAGACAGCGAGCUACAUUUAUAUGUGCAAAUGUGACUUAUCUCUUAGGUAUUGCGUGUAAUAACAUAAGUCGUCUGUACCAAAUUUUUCUAGUAAUGCUUAGUGGGUAUUUAAUUAUCCCUGCAUUUGCUCUAGUGUGUUUGGAAUAGAGGCUUUUGCGCUAUGAAACGCAAAACACAGAUUGUGCAUUAUCGAAAGCAUUUCCUAUAUAACUUAGGACAAAUUGUUAGAAAAAACACACUUGGUACAAUCGGUGUUCUGCUUUUUAUUAGAACAAAACAAUCACCCGCUUCCGGAAAGGGGUGCAAACACUGCCCCUGAGUUACACGCGUCGCUUACCAAUAAGUUUUAUAAAUUCAUAGAACCAAUAGACAGAAGGGAGAACUAACAAAAAAUUAAAAUAAAUGUAAAAAAGACAGUGUGU
Messenger RNA from Anopheles bellator, 1670 nucleotides. RefSeq names its product zinc finger protein 70-like. Gene Ontology annotation, biological process: regulation of transcription by RNA polymerase II. Gene Ontology annotation, cellular component: nucleus. NCBI's taxonomy places the organism in Eukaryota, Metazoa, Arthropoda, Insecta, Diptera, Culicidae. The record is from RefSeq and is a predicted model, not a curated record. Gene Ontology annotation, molecular function: DNA-binding transcription factor activity; zinc ion binding; RNA polymerase II cis-regulatory region sequence-specific DNA binding. The coding region runs from base 60 to 1031 and encodes 323 amino acids. The transcript has 2 exons.